Molecule: messenger RNA, 2232 nt
Organism: Hipposideros armiger (great roundleaf bat)
Lineage: Eukaryota; Metazoa; Chordata; Mammalia; Chiroptera; Hipposideridae
Gene: FAM227A
Product: family with sequence similarity 227 member A
Exons: 16
Coding region: 513-2216 (567 amino acids)
Source: RefSeq, a predicted model, not a curated record
GAUAUUAAAUAAACUCCACAAAGUAACUGUCAUCUGGAGUCACUUACAUGCCCCUAUGCUGUAGUCUAGGACGAAGAACUACACUCACCUCUCCACAAACCCAUUGGUCUGCUCUCCCCAGCCAUCAGGGCCGUCACUGUGGUAACGGCGUCUGGCUGUGGCUCGCGACGGUUUCAUUGUUGUGGGCAAGGGGGAUGUGGUGCUUGCGCCCGGCGUUGCCUGGAGUCACAGUAGCAAAAUGGGCCUCCCCUUGUUGCCCCUCCUCCUCUGCCCCUCGCCCCCCGCCCACAAAGCCAAGGACAUCCCUUCCUGGUGGAUGUGGGGGCAACGGGGGUCGGAUGUCGCAUCCAGAACUUUGCAGUGUCCCCUGAGGGACUCGUGGCAGAACCGGCCCCGAGUUCAUCGGAUUCCGCAGCUGCCUUCAGGAGACUGGUUGAACAGAGGACAAGAUCGGAGUGAGAGGCUCUUAGAAGUGGAGACUUCCUGUUUGUCAGUUUACAAGAACCUGGACAAUGGCUUAUUUCAGGAAGAUGGAUGUCAUCAAUGUCACUGCCUUGCCAGUGGUACCAGUGGAUGAGCCCCUGGCGUUCUCACUCAUUGCACAGAACGCAAGGCAGAAUGCCAUGAGGAAGAGUCUGGAAGACAGUCCACCCUCGUGCCUUAUUGGCUCCAUCUGCCAGGUGAACCAGAAGAUUACAGAAAUAGGUCUGAGUCCCAAUGCAUUGGACAACAGCCUGGCAAUUGAGAGAUUUGAGUUGGAGAAGAUAGCUUCAAAAGAGAAAAGUCGCGGCAGCUCGGGAGACAGAGACAAAAGUCAAAGAAAACCAAAGCACAUUUGCAACGGCUCAGAAUCUAGGAAUGUCAAAUCUUUCCUCAUGAAAAGGAAAACAGCAGAUAAAAAUCUGCUGGCAGAGCUGUACAAGUGCCCAGAGUUCAACAGCUCUAGGCCAAGCAAGCUUCCCAAUGGGGUAGACUUCUGUGACAUGGUUGACAAUGUGGUUCAGUCUGAAAGAAGUCCCCUUAGUGGCAAGUCUUUCUGUUCAGAGAGAGAAUUAGAGAAGUUUCUCUCUUCUCCUUCUCUAACAGCCAUAUGGCUGGAUAGCUUCUGGUGGAUCUUUCAUGAAAGGUACCAGCCAAACAGGGAGGUUCAGAAUAAGCUGUUUGACCGGAUAUCCCAAAACUACGCCUUUCUUUUGUUCCGUGAAUCCAGGUCCAACUAUGAAGAGGCUAUUUUAAAGAGGUUGCCAUCACUUCUGAGUAAAGCCCUGUACACCAGCUUCUGUUGCUGCUUCCCACAGUCCUGGUUCAACACACACGAAUUCAAGUCUGACAUCUGUAACACAGUGAGCCUGUGGAUUUCAGGUAUAUAUCCUUGCCCACAGAGUUAUAACAGCUGGGACUACUCGAAACUGGAUCCAGAGAGAUUCCAGAGACAAGAAUUAAUGAUGCAGAGAAGAAGACUGAUCAAAGGGGAUUAUUGUCAGACUUCAAUCUUGAAGAAAACUACACAUCAAGUCAAGUGUAUAUCAAAAGCAAGAAGAUAUGAGAAUAUAUUUCCUAAGGAGUCUCACCCUGCCUGCAAAAUCCCUGAGAUAACAUCAAACCUCUUCAACAUUUAUGGGAAAAGCCCUCUGAUUGUGUACUUCCUCCAUAACUAUGUCACUCUGCGGCAGCAUGGCCAGGAUGUGUUGAUAGUCAGGAGGGAAAAAACCACGUCCAUCCCUGAGAGCAGCCUGACCUAUGCUGAUGUCAUCAACCUGACCCUGAACCACAUGAAGAAGCGGAGGGACAUCCUCAGGCAGUUGAACCGGCUCCACGGGAAUGAAUGGAAAUAUUUUAAUGAGUACCUGAAAGAACUGCAAGACAACUUCCUCAGAGAGGUGAAGAUUAUCGACCAGAGAGAAAUAGAUAGAAAAAAGGCCAACCACAUGGUCAUUCAACCUUCAGCCUUCACUGAGGAAUCCCCUGAAAAGAAAUCUAGAGAAACCCAUCAGAGGGAGAUGCUUCUUUUAAGGAAGGAAGAGGAGAAGGAAGGGAGACAGGAUUUGAACUAUUCUCCCUUGUCACUUUCAAGCUCUGAUGAACUCUCUUCCCCAGGACAAGAAAGCUCCUAUGAAGUCUUUGAUAUUUCUAAUUCCAGAGAGGUCACCAAGAAGUCAACGUACAAAAAGAAAGUAUUCUUCCUUAGCCUCUCGCCUUCCAGCUCACCUGAAUGAAUCCUUGUCCAAGAAU